AUGACAUCAACAGAUAAGCUUCAUAUUUUAGUCGUAGGUUCCGGAGGCCGAGAGCAUGCAAUUGCCUGGAAGCUCUCUCAUUCGCCUCGAGUAGAACGAAUUUAUGUAGCACCAGGAAAUGGAGGCACAGAAUCCGGAAUUGAUAAAGUGUUUAAUAUCAACAUUAGUGUUAGUGACUUUGGUUCUUUAACCAAAUUUGCAAAGGAAAAUAACAUCAAUUUGGUUAUACCAGGACCCGAACAACCACUAGUUGAAGGAAUCGAAUUAGCCUUUAAAAAGAUUGGAGUAUCAUGUUUCGGACCAUCACCUAAAGCUUCGAUGAUGGAAGGAUCGAAAACUUUUGCAAAGGAUUUCAUGAAAAAGCACAAAAUUCCAACUGCGACUUAUGAGGCUUCGGGUCUUGCUGGCGGUAAAGGAGUCAUAAUUCCGACUAAUAAUCAAGAAGCAUUGAAUGCACUGAAAAAAAUAAUGGUUGAUAAAGAAUUUGGAUCAGCGGGCGAUGAAGUUGUUAUUGAAGAAUUUCUUGAAGGUCAAGAAUUGAGUGUAUUGGCAUUCUCGGAUGGUUAUACCAUUAUCCCUCUUCCACCUGCUCAGGAUCAUAAGCGUAUUUUUGAUGGUGAUCAAGGACCAAAUACCGGUGGGAUGGGAUGUUAUUGUCCAACACCGAUCGCCACUCCUGAACUUAUCGCCCAAAUUCAGAAUACGAUCUUACAACCUACUAUUGAUGGCAUGCGACACGAUGGGUUUCCUUUUGUUGGCAUGCUGUUUACUGGAAUCAUGAUAACGAAUUCUGGACCUAGAGUGUUGGAAUAUAAUAUACGAUUUGGAGAUCCAGAGACUGAAGUUGCUUUACCACUUUUAAGUGAUAAAUCAGAUUUGGCAGACAUAAUUCUGGCUUGUGUUGAGAGACGGUUGGAUUCAGUGCAUAUUGAAACUAAACCAGGAUUUGCGGCAACCGUAAUUGCCGCUUCUGGUGGAUAUCCCGGAAGUUAUUCGAAAGGAAAAAAUAUUAGUUUUAAUAAUAUUCCUUCUGACACAUUAAUUUUUCAUGCGGGUACUAGUAUCAAAGAUGGAAAGCUUGUUACAUCUGGUGGUCGUGUGCUUGCGGUAACCGGUAUAGCACCUACAUUAAGAAAUGCGGUUGAUAAAGCAUAUGAAUGCAUCAAGAAUAUCAGUUUUGAUAAUAUGUAUUUCAGAAAAGAUAUUGCUCACCGCGCCUUUACUUAUUUAUCCAACCAAUUUGAGAAGGAUAAUGUUAUGACCUACGUUUCUGCCGGUGUUUCGAUUGAUUCUGGCAAUUCUCUUGUUCAAAAAAUCAAACCAUAUUUGAAAAGCACUAAACGCUCAGGUUCUGAUUGUGAAAUUGGAGGCUUUGGUGGAUUAUUUGAUUUGAAGACAGCUGGAUUUGAUGAUCCGAUUUUAGUAUCGACCACAGACGGUGUGGGAACCAAAUUAAAAAUUGCUCAGGCUAUGAAUUUACAUGAUACUAUCGGCGCAGAGCCUUUAUUUUUCCUUGAUUAUUAUGCAUGCGGUAAAUUAGAAGUUGAUGUCGCACAAACUGUAGUGAAAAGCAUCGCUGCUGGAUGUUGUGAAUCUGGAUGCGCUUUACUUGGCGGUGAAACUUCGGAGAUGCCCGGCGUUUACAAUCAUGGUGAAUACGAUUUGGCAGGAUUCGCAGUGGGAGCUGUAGAACGAGGAAAUGUUCUUCCACGUAUAUCAGAUAUAAAAGUUGAUGAUGUUCUCAUAGGAAUUUCAUCAUCAGGCAUACAUUCAAAUGGAUUUUCAUUGGUUCGUAAAAUCAUCGAUAAGCACAAUUUUGAAUAUAAAUCGCCAUGUCCAUGGAAUUCAACAAUUUCUUUAGGUGAAAGUCUUCUCAUUCCAACAAAGAUUUAUGUCAAACAGUUGUUGCCUGUUGUCAAAAAGGGGCUUGUAAAAGCAAUGGCACAUAUUACUGGAGGGGGUUUUAUAGAUAAUAUACCAAGAAUUUUACCAAAAGAUAUUGGAGUUAUCAUAGAUUCGAAUGCUUGGGAAUUGCCGAAAGUAUUUAAAUGGUUGAAAGAAAAUGGAAACAUCCCUUCAGACGAUUUAUUCAGAACAUUUAAUUGUGGAAUUGGAAUGGUUUUAAUAGUGUCAUGUGAUGAUGAAAUCAAAGUUAAAAAAUUACUUGAAGAAUAUGAAUCCGAUGUUUGUACAAUUGGAAGAGUUGUAACUAAACAAGCGAAUAAUGAUAAACACGUAGUCAUUAAAGGAAUUUAA
Funneliformis caledonium is the source of this 2256-nucleotide messenger RNA. The record is from the annotation of a GenBank genome assembly. NCBI's taxonomy places the organism in Eukaryota, Fungi, Glomeromycota, Glomeromycetes, Glomerales, Glomeraceae.